Molecule: messenger RNA, 3579 nt
Organism: Lycium ferocissimum
Lineage: Eukaryota; Viridiplantae; Streptophyta; Magnoliopsida; Solanales; Solanaceae
Exons: 12
Coding region: 166-3489 (1107 amino acids)
Molecular function (GO): DNA binding
Source: RefSeq, a predicted model, not a curated record
GAUUAACACCGGAAUAGUGUUGCAUAAAUUGGAAUAGUUAGACUAUGUUUAUUUACCUACCACUUUGCACAGUGCACCCUCACACUGACCUUGUAUUGAACAUUUAUGGAACACUCUUGCUGCUAUUACUAUAUCAUCCUGUAGCUCCAUUAACAAAGAGCAGACAUGGCUACCCUUGGGAAUUCUUCAAGUAACAACAACAUUGUGCAACCAAAGUUCUACAAGAUUAUAUUUUCCCAACAUGAAUGCACCAAUCUAAGUUUUCCAGAAGACUUUGUGAGCAGAUACUGCAAGAACAUGUUAAACCCUGUGUAUCUUGAGGUUCCCAGUGGCCAAGUAUGGGAGGUUGAAGUGGAACAUUCUCAAGGCCAAAUUUGGCUAGCCCAAGGAUGGCAGGAUUUCUGUGACUUUUAUUCAAUAAGCUGUGGGCACUUUUUGAUGUUCGGAUACAAUGCUCGUUCCCAUUUUGAUGUCACUAUAUUUGAUUUGAGUGCAUCAGAAAUUGAAUAUCGAUAUAGUUCACGCACCUUCGAUUGCCAUGAAACACAACAUGCACCAGAAAGAGACCAGUCCGAGGUGGAUGAUUCUGUAGAUAUCCUAGAGGAUAUUCCAAGAAGCCACAAAACAAAAGAAGAAAUUCCUGAUAUGGUUGAGCAUUCUGUUGAAAACCUAGGCCAUGUUCCAUUUGUACAGUCCAGCAAAAGGAAAAGACAAGAAGGGGAUGAAGAGGCUGAUGUUUCAGUUGAUACUCAUAUCAAAAGAAUGGAGGUUGAGAAGUCGCAAGAGGAUGUAGCUUCACCUUCUUUCACUAGAGAGGGCCAAAAAAGCAAUGAAGACUGCAGGAAGCACAAGCGAAAAUCCAAGAGUGUUUAUGAUCAAAACAAGACAGUAAUGGACAAAGAGAGCUCUAUUGCAUAUCAAAAAGCAAAAGCUUUUAAAUCUAAGAAUCCGUUCAUUAUAUAUUUUAUGCAGCCAUCGUAUGUCAAUCCUCCAGUCAAUUUGACCAUAUCGUCAACAUUUGCUAGGAAAUAUCUCCUUAAGAAUGAUGGCAAUUUAGUGCUUCGUGUUCCAGGCAGUGGAUCUUGGUCAGUCAAAUGUACUAUUGGAACAGGGAAUGCUAAAGUUCAUUCUGGUUGGAAGGAAUUCGUGCUAGAAAAUAAGUUAAAAGUUGGUGAUGUUUGUGUGUUUGAAGUGAUAAAGGGCGCUCAGCUCGUUGUAGAUGUCAAAAUAUUUCGUGCAGCUGGGAGCAUACUAAUGCGCAAUAUAGUUGGAGAAGUGCCAGGGGGUUCUGAGAGAAAAAGCAAGGUUAUCAAAACUGAUAAUUCUGUUCAAUGUUCUCAACCCAAGGUAGUUCUCACCGAAAAAUUAAAGCAGCGGACAGGAGAUUCAUAUGCUUUCAACUCAAAAAUUAAAGAACAUGGUGAAGGCACUGAGAUUGAGCAUUCUGCUGAGAUUGUGGGUCAUUAUUCGUCAGGACAGGGCAGCAAAAGAAAAAUAUUAGAAGGGGAUGAAGAGGAUGAUGUUUCAAUUGACAUUCACACAAGAAGUACCAAGGUGGAAAAGUCUCAAGAAGAUGUAGCGUCGGCUUUUUUCACAAGAAAAAACAAAAAAAGCGGAGGAAGUUGCAGGAUGCACAAGCAACAAUCCACGAUUGUUUAUGCUAAGAACAAGACAGUAAUGGACAAAGAAAGCGCUAUAGCAUAUCAAAGAGCAAAAGCUUUUAAAUCUAAGAGUCCAUCCGUUAUAUCUUUUAUGCAACCAUCGUAUAUCUCCAUACCGUAUAGGCUGAACAUAUCGUCAACAUUUGCCAGGAAGCAUUUCCUCGAGAAUGAUGGCAAUUUAGUGCUUCGUAUUCCAGGCAGUGGAUCUUGGUCUGUCAAAUGUACUAUCGGACCAGGAGAUGCUAAAGUUCAUUCUGGUUGGAAGGCAUUCGUGCUAGAAAAUAAGUUAAAAGUUGGUGAUGUUUGUGUAUUUGAAGUGGUAAAGGGCACUCAGCUCUUUGUAGAUGUCACAAUAUUUCGUGCUGAUGGAAGCACACCAAUGCAUAGGAUAUCUGGAGAAAAGACAGGGGUUUCUGAUAGUAAAGAGAAGAUUACCAAAACUGAUAACUCUCUUCCAUGUUCUCAACCCAAAGUAGUUCACACCAAGAAAUUAAAGCAGCGGAGAGGAGGUUCAUAUGGUCUCAGGUCAAAAAUUAAAGAAGAACAUGGCGAAGGCACUGAGAUUGAGCAUUCUGUUGAGAUUUUGAACCAUUGUCCAUUAGGACAUGGCAGCAAAAGAAGACCAGAAGCGGAAGCAGAGGAUGAUGUUUCAAUUGACAUUCACACCAAAAGUAUCAUGGUGGAAAAGUCACAAGAGGAUGUAGCUUCACCUUCUUUCACGAGGAAAACCAAAAAAAGCGGAGAAAGUUGCAGGACGCACAAGCAACAAUCCAAGAUGGUUUAUGCAAAGAACAUGACAGUAUUGGACAAAGAAAGGACUAUAGCAUAUCAAAGAGCAAAAGCUUUUAAAUCUAACAAUCCAUUUGUUAUAUAUUUUAUGCAACCAUCAUAUGUCUCGAAACCAUACAUACUUCGAUCUUUAUUAAAUCCAUAUGGAUGCAUGAUGUUAUACUCAGUUUACUGUCUCCAUCUCUUUGGGCUGUUCAUAUGUUUCUCGUUUGCUUGGAAAUAUUUUCGGGAGAAAUGUGGCAAUUUAGUGCUUCGUGUUCCCAGCAGGGGAUCUUGGUCUGUUAAAUAUGACCUGAGAACAUCAAAAUCGACAAUUCGCUUCUGUUGGAAGGCAUUCGUGCUGGACAAUAAGUUAAAAAUUGGUGAUGUUUGUGUAUUUGAACUGAUUAAGGGCAGUCAGCCCUUUUUAGAUGUCACUAUAUUUCGUGCAGCUGAGAGCAUGCAUAAAAUAGAUGGACGGGUUUCUGAUUGUAAAAACAAGAUAAUCAAAACUGAGAAUUCAGUUCCAUGUCCUCAACCCAAAAUAGUUCACAGCAGGAAACUGAAUCUUGAAAAGAAGCAGAAAGGAGAUUCUGAUGGUUUCAUCAUUGCAAAAAUUAAAGAAGAACUCAGUGAAGGUGCAGGGAAGCAUGCACAACAAUCUAAGUCUUCUGGUAUGGGCAGAGUGGUAGCCAAAGCAAUGGUUGUGGCAUUUCAAAAAGCAAAAGCAUUUACAUCUGAAAAUCCAUUCUUCAUAAGUUUUAUGCAACCAUCAUAUGUGUCUCAGGCCUGCAGCCAGAUGAAAUUGUCCAUAACGCUGCCAGUAACUAAGAAAUUUUUUACCACUAAACAUAGUGAUGUGGUACUUCAAGUUUCAAGCAAGAGAACAUGGGCUGUAAAAUGCAUUCUUGGAACAGCAAACGCGAAGUUCACUGCCGGUUGGAAGGAGUUUGUGCUGGACAACAACUUAAAAGUAGGUGAUGUUUGUGUCUUUGAACGGGUUAGUAGAUCGAAACUUCUGUUCAAUGUCAUCAUUUUUCCUUCUGAGGAAGGUAUAUAAGAUUGUUUCACUUGUUUAAACUCCGAUGUAUAUUUUGUUUAACUAAUCCGUGUUGGUUGUCUUCUUUUUGAAAGGGAAGGAGACAAUGUA